AUGACUUCCGCUCGCUUGUCCCCAGCAGCGAACCUCCUUCGCAACUCUAAGCUUUUCGCGCUUCCCCCAGCUGUACCCUUACCACCCACGAGACCAUCAUCGGAACCGGUUCAUGCUUCGGAUACGGCGACUACCAUUCAUCCCACUAAAGCCGCCAUCUACACUGAUACGAAGUCUCUGCUUUCAGGCGACUGGGGCUUGAAGAGACCUCUGCCGACUAAGGCAUUCGCCAAAACCACCACCCCCGUUAUCCGGCUUCGAAGUGAUGUCGAUACUCAAGAACAUAUUGCCGACUUUGACUCGGCGGCCGACCAUGUCAUGACUCUGUAUAAAUGGGAGACUCAUCCUUUGUUGAUGAGCAAUGGCGGUUCCUCGAAAUCAAGCGCGGCAAAAAAGAGCGUCUUUCGUCCUGAGUACGAUAACACGACACCGACCACCGUUCGAGCAGCACCGGCGGCCAGAGCGCCAGAGGGCGCUCUGGCCUUUCAGGGUUGGGACGACAGCGCGCGACAGCGGUUUCUCAACCCUGUCGCAGGUCCAUACGACACGGUGGAAGCAACAACGCCUGAAGCAAAGGCAGAUUCACGGCAGACGUCGAUUGAAGAGAUGCUGGAGCAGUACAGAAAGGACUUUGCCACAGAAGCCGAGGCGUCCGGUCGCAUAACAUCUCAACCGUCAGGUCUACCACGUUCGGUGGAAAAGCGAGAGAGAUGGCGCUAUCAAGGCCCAUGGCUUGCGGCCAUGACGAACGGGGAUUUCGAGAUCUUCUUGAAUCAAUUGGAUGCCGGGAAGACAGCAGCUUUCCGUGAGCAUCUUAAGCGAGGCAUUGUCGCACGCCGAAAGAAGCAACAUUCCGAAGCGGUUGAGGAAGCCCGCGCAAAUGCAGUGGAGCCUCCCGCGAUGCCCUCUGAGGAAGUAUCUGAAGAUGAAGUCACCGCUCUUCUACGAGAGCUACGGACGAAGACAGAUCUAUUCAGCUCCGAGAUCUCCUCUUUUCUCGAUCUACCCUCUCCGCCCCGCCUCACAACAGGAGACGCAAGUUGGAAACGGCCAGUGGAUGAGGACACCAGCAUCAGCCUCUACCAAAAGGAAGGGCCACCUCGUUUACACCCGUCGGCAGGAUUUUCCUACCUUCGCUCGGAUCGCUUCGCUAGGAUGUCUCCUCAUAACGGACCCCAGGACGCGAAAUCCCGCGUUCCAGCUCGUCAACUCAAGGAAGUGACCGGCGAGGACAAGAGAAACAUGGAGUCCGGCCAGACGCACUUCUGGGGCGUCGGUGGAUUCUCGGUGAGUACGCGGUAUAGCUCUACAAACGUCCAAGCUUGGCGAACCACGAACGGAGGGCCUAAAACCGUUGCCAUCGUCGAUGAAGCUCUUGUCUCGAGCAACGGCUCGAUCGAUAUGCAAACCCGCAUCCUGAACUACUCCAGAUUGGACCAAAACAAUGUACCAGCAUUACAAAGAGACACCGAGGAUCGUGAUCCUCAACGAAAUCACUCUGAUGAGUUGCGCAGGAACAAUGGCAGAGUCUACAAGCCCCCACCAUCAGGCUAUAUGAGAACUCCUGAUCUUUCGGUGGGCGGAGCUGCAGGUGCAGGUAUUACAUCGGAUCUUGGCUAUGCCCCAAGCGACAACAAUGCACCGCUAGGACGGAGGCCAUUGUCAAGAACCUGA
This is a messenger RNA of Cyphellophora europaea CBS 101466, 1674 nucleotides long. RefSeq lists its product as uncharacterized. The record is from RefSeq and is a predicted model, not a curated record. Gene Ontology annotation, biological process: mitochondrial translational initiation. The transcript has a single exon. Lineage: Eukaryota; Fungi; Ascomycota; Eurotiomycetes; Chaetothyriales; Cyphellophoraceae. Gene Ontology annotation, molecular function: structural constituent of ribosome. The coding region runs from base 1 to 1674 and encodes 557 amino acids. Gene Ontology annotation, cellular component: mitochondrial small ribosomal subunit.